Molecule: messenger RNA, 1340 nt
Organism: Orbicella faveolata
Lineage: Eukaryota; Metazoa; Cnidaria; Anthozoa; Scleractinia; Merulinidae
Product: protein ANTAGONIST OF LIKE HETEROCHROMATIN PROTEIN 1-like
Source: RefSeq, a predicted model, not a curated record
AUGGCGGAUCACAGACAAAUUUCGGCGGCAAACGCAAUUCUUGUCACUCUCUCAUCUUUGGCCGCUGCUUUUCAGUUGUGUGGAUUGAUUUUAACAUAUUUGAUUCUUGAAAAACGUCGUCUUCAAAUGGUUGGCUUUCAAAUCGCUAACCAGUAUGAUAUUGCCGUGGCCCGACUUCGAAACGCUCCGAGACAAGCCUGCCGCCGAGGAAGAAUUUGGCGAAAACCUGGGCGAACAGAGCAGUGGUGGCUCAAUCUAUUCAAUGGAAUUUUACCAGAAUCGGAGUGGAAAAAGAAUUUUCGAAUGGAUCGUGGCGUUUUUAUGACACUGGCCGACGAAUUGGCUCCAUAUCUUCGACCUGGCAGAAGCCCACGUGGCCUUGAUGUGCUUUCAGUCGAAAAGCAAAUUGCUGUUACGUUAUAUUUCUUGAAAGACCAAGGAUCACUCUUGAUGACAGGCAAUACUUUUGGCAUUUCAGUAAGCACGGUUUCCGUGGUUAUUCGGAAGGUAUGUGAGACUAUUACUCAAGUAAUGGGACCUAAUUACAUCAAACUCCCCACUAACACCAGAGAAAUGGCACAUCUUCUCAGAGGAAUGGAAAACAAAUACGGAUUUCCACAGGCGUUCGGUUGCGUUGAUGGAACACAUAUCGCUAUUAUGCAGCCAACGGAAAACCCCCAUGAUUAUUUUAGUUAUAAACAAAAAUACACCCUUAAUGCACAAGCCGUUUGUGAUUGGAGAGGAAUGUUUAUUGACGUUGAAGUGAAAUGGCCAGGGAGUGUGCACGAUGGUAGGGUGUUUGGGAAUUCACUAAUUAACAGGUUGCUACGAGAAGAAAAGUUACCCAUGAUAUACAAAGAGCUUCUUCCUGGCCAUGACAAAAUUCCUGUUACACUUCUUGGAGACCCAGCAUACCCAUUAUUACCAUACUGCAUGAAAGAAUUUGCUAGUCCCCGUACCAAUGAGGAAGUCAUUUUCAAUAACAUGCUGAGAAGUGCAAGAAACCCCAUAGUAUGUGCAUUUGGGCGUCUGAAAGCAAGAUGGCAGAUUCUUAAUAAAAGAAUUGACUUAGGGUUGACAUUUGUUCCAAAACAUAGUAUAUGCCUGUUUUGUGCUUCAUAACUUUUGUGAAAAGCAUGGUGCCCAGUUGGAGGAUGAGGCAGUAGCACGGCAGCUUGCAAAUGAGAGGAUGCAGCCCAAUAUUGCUCCUGACAGGCUUUAUUCAUUCAACACUGCUGAGGGAACAAGCACCAGGGACAUUAUUACUCUUUUUUAUAGAGAGCACAUUCCUCAUUGAUUACUAGCUUCUUUCUCCCUUCCGAGUUCCUAAUUGGAAUGUA